Molecule: messenger RNA, 726 nt
Organism: Pestalotiopsis fici W106-1
Lineage: Eukaryota; Fungi; Ascomycota; Sordariomycetes; Amphisphaeriales; Sporocadaceae
Exons: 1
Coding region: 1-726 (241 amino acids)
Source: RefSeq, a predicted model, not a curated record
AUGGCUACUUUUCAUCCUUUUCCGCGGUUGCCUGUCGAGCUGCGCCACCGCAUAUGGGACAUGAGCCUACAGGCCCGGGAGGUCACCGUGCAUCCCGUUUAUGGCCCCAAUGUUGUCAAAUACUAUUCCUCCUCGGCAAAGCCUCCAUCAGUUCUACACGCUUGCAGGGAGUCUCGCUUGUACCUGCAGGCCAGCUACGUACAAGCCUUCCGAGAAGGUUCCGAGCCGCGUUAUCUAUGGGUGUAUUUCGAACUCGAUACCAUCCGGAUCUCGCAGGGCAAAUUGUUGUCAAUUUGCACCCAAUGGGACUCUAUACGUCAGCUGGCCAUCGAAUGCACCGAUUACAACGCGUUCAUGGACUAUGAAAUUGAGGAUAUACAGGCACUCGCAACCACGGGAUUGAGAUCUCUGACUAUUAUCAACAUGAGAGACACACCCAGGACAGACCCCAACUGGUGGCAAGAUUGGACCGAGCCAUUCAUGGUGGAUUGCUAUUAUCGAUGCGAUCCGCUACCGUUCUUCACCAGAGUAAUCGCUCCUGGCGACCCAAACAAGGCCGAGGUCAACUCGGAAACAUACAUUGGCCAGUAUCGUGAAUUUCGCAAGACUUUGGAGGAAACGGGUGAAUACUACGUUGAUCCGUCCGAUGGCGCGUCAGAGGAUGGUAGAGAACGGUCAUUUCCCGAGUGGCAACACACGGAAUCCUGUAAUUGUAGCCGAAAAUAG